Messenger RNA from Coregonus sp. 'balchen', 2255 nucleotides. NCBI's taxonomy places the organism in Eukaryota, Metazoa, Chordata, Actinopteri, Salmoniformes, Salmonidae. The record is from the annotation of a GenBank genome assembly.
AUGGUCCCCCACGUGGUAUCCGGUAACUUUUGUAGAUUAAACAUUUCAUGGUUACAUUUCAUUGGCUACAUUUUAGCAGAGCUCACUUGGCAGGUACCAUGGCAGCGAGCAACAUUUGCUGCACAGACAGUAGGCUUCUUGCAGGCUACAGCCGAAAAGACACAGGAAAAUUAAUGGUAGCUUGCUUCUAUCCAGCUUGCUUAUCGCAAUUUUGAGAGUAACUGGCAACAAAUGAUUUCAUUCCAAAUCCACUCACUUUUACUGACGUUUUAAAACAAAAAAUGUUCCUACUGCUGUCAGAGGCUAUAGCUAAUUCUACAACCAUGUCCUGAUGAGCAAAAUGUGCAAGAAGAGGAAAAAGCCCCAUAAUCCGAAUUAGGUGAAUCUCAGGUGAAAAGCAACGCCACAGAAGAACCGCCUCCAGAUGUACAAAAUAGCGAUGCUGGGGAAAAGACCUCUCAAUCAUAUUCUGUAUUGGAAAUGUUGUUUAUCUUUUCUAUUGCAGUGAAAAUCAUGCUGAUGCCUGAGGGACACAUGAUAACAGUUGCCUUUGAUAUUGGGCUCACCAUCAAGGAGUUGAAGUAUCACUUUACAAAUGAGCUGAAAGUGCCAUCAGAAGUAAUACAGAUCUCUCUGAGCGACAAGCCUUUCAACUAACUGCUAAUGCUUCUGAGGCCAUGCCUUUCUUGGUCUAUCUAUUAUGAUCUAUUUCUUUGUCCAUCCAGGCAGGGAGGUAGAGAACCAUGAGACCCUGAUAGAGCCGGGAGUGCAGUCUCAUGGCACCAUCCAGUAGAUUACCUCUUCUGACACUGACAACCACCCCAUCCUCCUGUCAAGCCCCAGCAGGACUACAAUAUGCCUGUCGUCAUCCCGUCCGAGUCCAGACAGGUCCUAGUCUUUCUCUAGCUCUUCCUCUCUCCCAGAGACAGAGACAUUUCAGGAUGUGGUGGUGGAGAUUGAGAGGGCCACCCGUAGGAAGGCUUUCCUGGGAGUCUACAAACACAAGGCAACAGCGGCAGAGUACCACCAUGCCGCCGUACAGACCAUGGCCAAGAGGAAACCCCACAGGGUGGUGUAGACCUUCAUCCGCGACACACAGGUGCACACACACACACACACAUACACACACACAGUCUUUUUCAAACAUAAUUUGUUUUAUGCGCCUGGAGCUGCAAAAGGUGUGCGAACAACCUUAUUUUCCUCCCCCUCAGACAGUGACGAGCCAGUCCCAGCAGUGCACCAACAGCACAUCCACCCAGAUGACCAAGAUCGGCUGCUACGUGUCCAACAUGGAGGACAAGCUCAUCUCCUCUUGCUCCUACGUCACCGUCACCCAGUACCACGACAAGGGACAGAGCUGUACAUUCUCUGAACUAUACACAGACAGACAGACAGACAGACAGACAGACAGACAGACAGACAGACAGACAGACAGACAGACAGACAGACAGACAGACAGACAGACAGACAGACAGACAGACAGACAGACAGACAGACAGACAGACAGACAGACAGACAGACAGACAGACAGACAGACAGACAGACAGACAGACAGACAGACAGACAGACAGACAGACAGACAGACAGACAGACAGACAGACAGACAGACAGACAGACAGACAGACAGACAGACAGACAGACAGACAGACAGACAGACAGACAGACAGACAGACAGACAGACAGACAGACAGACAGACAGACAGACAGACAGACAGACAGACAGACAGACAGACAGACAAGAUAGAUAGAUAGAUAGAUAGAUAGAUAGAUAGAUAGAUAGAUAGAUAGAUAGAUAGAUAGAUAGAUAGAUAGAUAGAUAGAUAGAUAGAUAGAUAGAUAGAUAGAUAGAUCUGCCUUUGUAUCUCUGUGCUCACACCUUUAUCCACCACCUAUAGGUGAUCACUCUGCAGACAUACACGCGGCACUGGCAGGCCAAGCGGAUGAAGGACCAGCCGAGGCAGGACGGGGAGCUGUGUCUGGCCUGGAUGGAGAGAGAAGGGGGAGAAAGAGGAUCAAGGCUGAGCACCACAGGAGGUUGAACCCUCAGAGCAGAGAUGACUUCACCCUGAUCUACAGCGCCCUGGAAACUAAGCAGGGACCUCCCUUUGCUGCCUGAUCUAUUUCUAUUUGUGUGUGUGUGUGUUUAAAUCCUAUAUGUGUUUGUAACAGAGUGGAGGAGAGAGGAGGUAGAGCACAUCGAUGCCACUCUAGAUGGUGCUGAGAAGAAGCCUGCUAUGUGUCCACUGCUGGUGUAG